Molecule: messenger RNA, 3129 nt
Organism: Bicyclus anynana (squinting bush brown)
Lineage: Eukaryota; Metazoa; Arthropoda; Insecta; Lepidoptera; Nymphalidae
Gene: Gld
Product: glucose dehydrogenase [FAD, quinone]
Exons: 11
Coding region: 155-2068 (637 amino acids)
Molecular function (GO): flavin adenine dinucleotide binding; oxidoreductase activity, acting on CH-OH group of donors
Source: RefSeq, a predicted model, not a curated record
UUUACUAUUUACCGGCGGCAGUCCGUCGCAGUCUGUGGCUAAAGUGCGCGAGAGACGCACGCGGACUUACAGUACGUGUGAGUUUAGAACGUUCGUUUUCAUUGGUCUGAACUUUGACAAUUUUGUGUGUGUGCAUUUGGUUUGACACAGUAAGAUGGCAAUAACCUGCGACUGUCCCAUGGCGCAGCCGGGGCCGACACUCGCCGCGACGUGUGGCGGCGGCGCCUUCAUGCUGUUCAUGGGGUUGCUCGAGGUGUUCUUGCGGAGCCAGUGCGACUUGGAGGACCCUUGUGGUAGAGCACAGUACCGUCGUCACAUGGACUCGGUGUAUGACUUCAUAGUGGUGGGAGGUGGAUCGGCUGGCUCCGUGGUAGCAGCUCGGUUGUCCGAAGUGCCCGAGUGGAGAGUGCUGCUACUGGAAGCUGGUUUUGACGAGCCCACAGGUGCUCAAGUGCCAUCUAUGUUUCUGAACUUCAUCGGGUCCAGCAUCGACUGGGGAUACCAAACGGAACCAGAACCCGCCGCUUGUCUCGGGGAAAAGGACAAAAAAUGCUAUUGGCCUAGAGGAAAGGUACUAGGCGGUACAUCAGUUAUGAACGGCAUGAUGUACAUCAGAGGAUCCCGCAAGGAUUACGACGACUGGGCGGCGGCUGGGAACGAAGGCUGGGCCUACGAAGAUGUGCUGCCUUACUUCCUCAAGUCCGAAGACAACAAGCAAUUAGACAAGAUGGACAGGGGCUACCACGCGACCGGAGGACCUUUGACUGUGUCUCAAUUUCCCUACCAUCCACCUUUGAGUUACAGUCUUAUUAAAGCCGGAGAGGAACUAGGGUAUCAAGCGGUGGACUUAAACGGAGAACAUCACACUGGUUUCUCCAUCGCCCAAACGACGAAUCGCAACGGGUCCCGCCUGAGCGUCGCCCGCGCCUUCCUCCGCCCAGCCAAGAACCGCCCCAACCUGCAUGUGAUGCUCAACGCGACGGUCACCAAGGUGCUCAUCAACCAGACCACCAGACAAGCCUACGCUGUGGAAGUGAGGAACAGCUUCGGUGGCACGGAAGUUAUAUUUGCCAAUAAUGAAAUUAUUAUAAGCGCCGGUGCAGUAGCGUCACCCCAAAUCCUCCAGUUGAGUGGUAUCGGAGACCCUGAAGUCCUCUCCCGCGCGGGGGUCAAACUGGUCCACAACCUGCCAGCCGUGGGGCGUAACCUGCACAACCAUGUCGCCCACUUCCUCAACUUUCACGUCAACGAUAACAAUACGACACCACUUAAUUGGGCAACCGCUAUGGAGUAUUUGUUAUUCAGAGACGGACUCAUGUCAGGAACAGGAAUAUCGGAAGUAACAGCUCUCAUCAAUACGAAAUAUUCGAAACCGGCGGACGACAAUCCAGAUGUCCAACUGUUCUUCGGCGGAUUUUUAGCGGAUUGUGCGAAGACUGGCAUGGUUGGGGAGAAACUUGGCGACGGCUCCCGCAGUGUGCAAAUGUUCCCAGCCGUCCUACAUCCCAAGAGCAGAGGCAAACUCGAAAUUGGCAGUGCAGAUCCAUUUGCCUAUCCCAAAAUUUAUGCAAACUACCUUACUCACCCGGACGACGUCAAAACACUGGUCGAAGGCAUCAAGUUUGCGAUAAAACUGUCAGAAACGAAAACCCUCAAGAAAUACGGCAUGAAACUUGACAAGACACCAGUAAAAGGUUGCGAAAAGAUCAAGUUUGGGUGCGACGCUUACUGGGAGUGCGCGGUGAGGAUGCAGACUGCUCCGGAGAACCACCAGGCUGGAUCCUGCAAGAUGGGACCGAGGGGAGAUCCUACAGCUGUAGUGGAUAACUUACUGCAAGUGCAGGGCAUCGACAGACUCCGGGUAGCAGACGCGAGUAUAAUGCCUGCGGUGACUUCGGGCAACACUAACGCCCCUACCGUCAUGAUCGGCGAGCGAGCUGCAGACUUCAUCAAGAAACGCUGGCUGGGAGCUAGCAAUGCACCGUAUCCUGUGAGCGGUGAGGGUGGCGUCUCCAACUUGCUCUCAGCGAGUGAAACCCGUUACCCAGGGUGGCAAUUAUGGGGUUGACUCAACCUUAAACCCGCCUAAGAAGAAUUAUCACCAGCCGCCAAUUGUUCACAAUAUUUUUGUUUACAUCUGUACAAAUUAGAAAAAAUAGAUUUAAGUAAAUAAAUAUGUUUUGAAUAUUAAAAUAUUCACGAAAUUUAAUAUAUCUAAUAGAAGGACAGCCUGUAAUAGUCAGACCUCCCUCAUUUUAUAAUAGCUAAAAGUAGUUUCAGCCGAUGCUCCUACUAUAGCCUCCUGCCUACCAGAGAUAUUUUUUGUCUAUUACGUUCUUUUGCUCUUACGUACUAUUAGUACAGAUAAGUAUUGUGGGCAACUAAGAAGUUUGGUCAUUGGUUGCUUUGUAACAUAACGCCUUUGAAGGGUCGAGAACCCUGAACAAUGCAAGUACAAAGAUAAAUCGAAAGUUAUAUGUUUCUCGGCAUAAUUUAAGAUAUCAUGUCCUAAGUCGUCAGCCACUCACUUGGUUUCGUGGUAACUAUUCGAAAAACACUAUUAUAAAUAUUUUUUUUUUUUUUGAAAUUUGAACUUUUUAAGGGAGGGUAAACCGCUUCGUAACGUAACACCUCACGACGCCACUGACUUCCAUUUUACUCGCUCAUAUGGCAGUAUAAUAAUGAUCCAGUUAGGUAGAUCCAAUUUCGAGAAGUAGAUGAACCGCCAAAUCCAACUCGGCUUGGCCGCACUUGGGAAACUUCGCGAUAUCUUUCCGUUCGUCAGAAAUUCCUCAGUGCUUGAAGAUAAAAGUCUUCGAACAGUGCGUGUUGCCAGUUCCGAGUCUUGGUCGCUAAUUAUGGGCCUAAAAGAAGGCUCAGUCACACAGCGGGCGAUGGAACGAGCUAUGCUAGGAGUGAUGGAAAUAUGAAAGUCUCUAUAAAGAGUUGAAUUGCAACAAACUUUGCAUAUGAAGUCGUAAAAAAAGUCUGGCUAAUACAGGCUGUUUAAUCCAAUAAGUAUUUUAGAAUUUACUUAAUGUAAUAAUUUAUCUACGAAUAUAAGUUGUAAAGUACUGCGCUUUUAGAAAAUUAAGUUAAAUAUUUAUAAAUAAAAAACCAAUGUGUUGA